AUGCUGUCAACUAACACACUGCCACUCGCAGCGGUUGCUGUUACCAAUACACUGUUACUCAAACCCGUUGUUAAUAUCAUACCAAUUUCAAUUACUAGAUUACUACAUAACACCAACUAA
This is a messenger RNA of Theileria orientalis strain Shintoku, 120 nucleotides long. RefSeq lists its product as hypothetical. NCBI's taxonomy places the organism in Eukaryota, Apicomplexa, Aconoidasida, Piroplasmida, Theileriidae. The record is from RefSeq and is a predicted model, not a curated record. The transcript has a single exon. The coding region runs from base 1 to 120 and encodes 39 amino acids.